This is a messenger RNA of Fusarium poae, 951 nucleotides long. RefSeq lists its product as uncharacterized. The record is from RefSeq and is a predicted model, not a curated record. Gene Ontology annotation, molecular function: oxidoreductase activity. Bases 1 to 951 code for a protein of 316 amino acids. Lineage: Eukaryota; Fungi; Ascomycota; Sordariomycetes; Hypocreales; Nectriaceae. The transcript has 4 exons.
AUGCGUUUCUUCUCGUUUACUCUUCCAGCCCUCGCUGCUGCGGCCGCCGUCCCCAAAUCGUGCGAAAACCCAACAAAGCGUGUUGAAUGGCGACAGCUCGAUCAGUCCACCCGUCAACAAUACAUCGAUGCAGUUCUGUGUCUUGCGACAAUACCCUCGCGACUCGGCCUUAACUCGACUCUCUACAACGAUUUCCCUCAUGUUCACUCGCAUCUUGACAAGCAGAUCCACUCCGUUGCUUCUUUCCUACCUUGGCAUAGGUACUUUGUCCAUGUAUAUGAGGGUGCAUUGAAGAAAUGUGGCUAUGAAGGGGUCAUGCCGUAUUGGGAUUGGUCCCUCGAUAGCGACAAUGUCCCCAAGUCUGCCAUCUGGGAUGCAAAGACUGGAUUCGGUGGAAACGGUAGCCCAAACAGAACCGAGUCGAUCAACAAUGGAAGAGAUGUUAGGAAGUGUCUUGAUGACGGACCGUUCAAGGACCUCCAUCCCGAGUAUCUCGGCACUAAGAGGGAUCCCCAUUGCUUGUCUCGCAACUGGAACGACGGAACCAGCAACAUCGGAAAUAUGUUCUCUGACGCUUACACCCCUGAGACUGUCAAGAAAGUCCAAGCCGUUGACAACUACGACGAAUAUCGUUAUACUCUUGAGGGCGGUCCUCACGGUGCUAUCCACAGCUCUAUUGGUGGUGACAUGGUUCCCAACACUUCGCCUAGUGACCCCUUAUUCUUCCUUCACCACACCCAGAUCGAUCGUCUGUGGUCACUUUGGCAGCAGGAGGAUCCCAAGGUUCGCCUUAUCGAGUUUGCGGGUGACAAGACCCAAGAUCAAUUCGAUGGAACUAAGCCACCCCGCGCAUCUCUUGAUGACACCCUGCUUAUGAUGGAUUUGGCCGAUGAUCUGAAGGUCAAGGACAUGAUGACCACUGAGAACUCAUUACUCUGCUACCACUACUAG